AUGGUUCAUCUCUCCAACUUCAUCGGCACGAUUGUUGCAGCUUCUUUUGUUGCCCCUUCUCUCGCCCACCCUGGAGAACAUCACGAUCACCAUGCCAUAAAGGCUCAAGUUCAAGCCCGCGAGCGGCUUGCUGCCAGAGUCAGACGCUCCAUCGAUGCCUGCAGUGAAAGCAGCGAGCAUCUUCAAGUAUCUGCUCGUUCUGCUGCUCGUCGCUCAAAGGUUGUCAAAGACCUUCGUGAAAAGCGUGCCAUCACUGCUUCUCCUCAAAAGUUCAAGCGUGACCUGGCCACCCUUGAGAAGUUUGACGCUCUUGACCACAACCGUACUGAUGACUUCCACUACGGCAUGCAUACACCCGAGCACAUUGUCUUCGGCGCCAACACUAGCUGUGUUUUGAGCCCAGAAGUUACCGAUGGUCCUUACUAUGUCACUGGCGAACAGAUUCGUAGCAACGUCAAGGAGGAGCUCUACUGUGAUGGUGUCGAUCUCUUCCUCGAAGUCCAGUACAUCAACAUCCAUACUUGCCAGCCUGUACCUGACGUCUGGGUUGAUAUCUGGAACGCAAACUCGACAGGUGUUUAUAGCGGGAUAUCGACAUCGGGCAACUAUGCAUCCGGUGGCUAUAACUCGACUUACCUUCGGUACUUGGAUUUCUCUUAUCAGCCUCAUGAUCAACGUUCUGACUGUGUUCUAGUGNGUAUUCAGCCAACUGAUCGUGACGGUGUCGUCCAUUUCGAAACCAUCUUCCCUGGGCAUUAUGAUGGUAGGANNUUAUUGAAGUCCUUGUCUGUACGCAUACAUUUAGCUGACUCUAUGUACUCAGGUCGGGCCACUCACACUCACCUGCUCUCACAUAUGAAUGUCACCCGCUUCCGCAACAACACCAUCUCUGCCAACAACAACAUUACUCACAUCGGCCAACUCUUUUGGAACACCGAGCUACGCGAGGCAGUCGAACAAGUUUAUCCGUACAACACCAACACUCAAGCUAUUACUAGCAACGCAGACGAUAUGUGGGACAUCGUCGCUGCCGGCACGACUUUCGAUCCAUUCCCGGAAUACAUCUAUCUUGGCGAUGAUUUGUCCGACGGUCUCUUCGCUUGGAUCCAGAUCGGCAUCGAUCCCACCGCUAACUACAUUGACGACGAAUAUUAUUCCGUCGCUGCUUAUCUGGAUGCUGAGGGUGGGCAUGCUUCUUCGAGUUCCUUUGUUGGCGGUGGUAGUGGUGGUGAGGGUAUGGGUAAUGGCACUUUCCCUGGCAACGGUACUGGCGCUGCAAACACGACAUCGGCUUGA
Molecule: messenger RNA, 1296 nt
Organism: Aureobasidium vineae
Lineage: Eukaryota; Fungi; Ascomycota; Dothideomycetes; Dothideales; Saccotheciaceae
Source: the annotation of a GenBank genome assembly